AUGUGGCUGUCACGGAUCAAGCUUUCUUCAUUCCCAAUUCGAAGAUUCUCCACUUAUUUUACAAAAGACCACGAAUGGGUUAGCUAUAAUGCUGCUAGUAAAAUCGGGACAAUAGGAAUUACCGAUCAUGCCCAGUCUCAGCUUGGCGAUGUGGUCCAUUUGGAUCUUCCUGAGAUUGGGACUCACUUUAAACAAGGCGAUGUUAUAGGGGCUGUUGAAAGUGUAAAAAUUGUUGCUGAUAUUUAUACUGUUAAAUUCUAUAUAAAUUACCUAAAAAAUAGCUUAAUUUUUAUAAAUAAAGCGGCGUUUUUAAAUAAAAUAGGAAUAUUCCCCAAUUUCAGGAAAGGUUGUUGAAAUUAAUUCUGGUUUAUCAAAAACCCCUGAAUUGGUUAAUAAUGCAGCUGAAUCCGAUGGUUGGGUUGCUAAACUACAAGUGGAUAAGGCUGAAGAAUUAGAAAAAUUGCUUGAUAGAGUCAAAUAUGAUAAACUGCUUCAGGAAGAAGCUCACUAA
Molecule: messenger RNA, 511 nt
Organism: Blepharisma stoltei
Lineage: Eukaryota; Ciliophora; Heterotrichea; Heterotrichida; Blepharismidae
Source: the annotation of a GenBank genome assembly